AUGGUUUUGGCAAGCAUUCCCGAAGACAACAUCGACCAUUUGGCGCCCCCCGCGCCACCUGCGGAGGCGAGCUUACAUGUUCGUUUUGUGUGGUCCUUCGUGCGGCGGGUCUGCCGAUGCUUGCGCUGGCACACUACACUGAAACGUACUUCUUCCAGUGGAAAGCCCGCUGUUUUGGGGAAGCCUGGCCUUCAGAUGCUUUGGGCUUUGCUCGACACUGCUAUUGAGAUGGUACCAUCGGCACGCACACGCUUCUUCCCUGAGCGCAAGCGGCUGGCUCUGUGGGCCAGCGUCUGCUUUGCAGCGAGAUUAGGCGUGGUGUCUGGCAAGAUCGAGGAGCCAAGCUGGCUUUCAGACAGAUACAAGCUGUGGCGUGCACCAGAGGAUGGGGGGCUGGACAGCGAAGGGGCAGCGGCACAGGUGCACAUGAUCCGCUUCGGACUGGAUGAAUGCUGGUCAACAGAUCCUGUCACGAAGCAGCUCAGAUCCAUCCAUGCAGACGACUUGCCCUGGGAGAUCUUGGGAGACACGGCUCCAAGCGCAGCGAACGGCGAAGGCACCGAAAGCGCAGGGCCGACGGCGCCCACGGGAGAGCACCUGCCGGAGGAUGCCAAGACCGAGGACGCCGCAGCUUCGGAUGUUCUGGACCCUGAACAGCCUGGGGACCCGAAGAAGGAAGCACCCAAGACAAUGCAGGCUCUAGAAAGCACCAUGGGCUACUUGGUGCGGAAGGAGUUGGAGCAAAAGAGAAGGCUGGUCAUCACAGGUGGCCUUGGUGCCGGAAAGAGGUCGAUCUCCGUGGGCAUCAUGGCAGAGCUGGUGACCUCACAGGUGUGGCACCAGGAUAUCUUCCGCUUUCCUGUGCGCAUGUCCAUGGCCGAACUGUCGCAGCACGUGACAGCCACCGAUGCUCUGCAGCAGCACUUCGCCUCCUGCCGGCACCUGGCACCGGCCAGUGCCUGGGAGCGGGCCAAAGCACCUCCCUGGCCUGCUCGCUCAGGCCACCAGGUCGUGCGUGAGAAGAAUCGCAUCUUCGUCUUUGGCGGGCAAAGCACAGAGAAGCUGAAGCCGUUGCAGGACGCCUGGGUGUCGCAGGAUAAUGGCCAGACGUGGGAAGAGCUGCCCACGCCUGCGUGGCCAGCACGCAGUGGUCAUCAGGUUGUUUGCUGGGAGGAUAAGCUGAUUCUCCUGGGAGGUGUUGGGGAUGAGGAUCGGCGCCUCCGCGAUGGCUGGCAGUCUUCGGAUCAAGGUGAGACCUGGCAGGAGCUUCCCUGUCCACGGUGGUCUGCUCGAUACGGACACCGGGCAGUGGUGGUGCCUCUGCAAGUGAAGGAGGUGCCCACGCCUCACCUAGUGCUGAUGGGUGGCAAUGCUGCCGGCAACAAGGCCUGCAAGGAUGUUUGGGCCUCGGAUUCGGGUGGCUUCUCUUGGUUUGAGCUGGACCCGCUUCCGUGCAGCCCUCGCUGGAAUUUCGCUUUGACCCAAUUCCGCGACGAGAUCUGGCUAACUGGCGGUGCCGAUGAGCAGCGUUCCUUCAACGAUUGCUGGAUCAUGACCCACGAAGUCUGGCCAAGCAAAUCUGGCGGGGGCGGCACCGGUGGCGGUGGCAGAAGGAAGUCCAACAUGGCAACGACUGCAGUAGCGGAGCCGAAGGAGGAGUCUCCCUGGAAGCACUUCCAGGGAGCCCCGUGGUCUGAGCGAUCACUUCAUCAGGUGAUGCCCUUUCGGGGGCAGCUGGCUAUCUUUGGUGGCGUGACAAGCAGCGGCCAAGUCCUGUCGGAUGCGUGGCUCUCCGAGGACGGUCAAACCUGGGGACAGCUUCCGGAGCAUGCCUGGGCGUUCGCCGCCGAUCGCUUCGGCCAACAGGCCGUCCAGUUGGAGGACAGUCGUGUGCUGGUGACUGGUGGCACCGGUGGUGGCCGAGACGUCUUCAGAUCCAGGUUGUUUGCCUUGGCGCUUGAGGGCAUCGACGAGGGCCUCAAAGACACGGAGGCGGUGGCGUACUUGGAUAGGCUUAUCGAGCACGAACCCGGGCAUUUGAUCCUGGGAGUGAGCUCCUUGCUGGAGCUGGGCGAUGCACCCGUGAGACCAGGCGCUGAUGAUGAAGCUCAAGAUGAGCCACCGGAGGAUUCAGUCGACGCCUGCUUCAGGAGGUGGGGAUUUGCGGAGCUGCGGGUGAAGCCUCUGGAGAUCAGCCACCUUCAGACCUUGUGCCGCCAGUGGACAGGGAACAUGCCGGAGCUCCGUGAGCAGGUGGAGGCUGAGAUGAUCCAGCCGGACAAUUUCGACCUCGUGAACAGCCCGCUCACGGCCAUCACCGUGCUGAGGGACCUGGUCCCGAGAUCCCCGUCCGACAGGAAGCAGAAGUUGACACGCUGCCAGCUCUACGAGCAGAUGUUUAAGCGCGUCUUUCAGAGCUACCAAGCCCUGAAAUCCCACGACAGCAAAGCUUUCGCCGAGCUGCACAAGCAGGGUGUGACGGUUGCAGUGGCCGAGCUCGCCUACGAAGGCCUAGGCCGCAACAGCCGGGCGAUCAAGGCGCACGAGCUGGCCUCCUUCGUUGCCUCGCUGAACGUCAAGGAGUUGGUGGAGCCCAUGGAGAAGCUAAUGAAGCUAGCGCAAUCUGGACAAUUGCUUCUCCUGGAGGAGAAGGACGGUGGCCUUCGAUUCCGCUACCCCUCCAUGCAGGAUUUUCUGGCGGCGCAGUGUGCCUGGCAGCGCCUUUUGGAGGGCAAGGGCUUGCCUACAUGGCUGGUGCAGGAGAACGCUGCUGGGAACGUUUCCGAAGCUGUGACGAGCUGCGCCAAGUUCUUUUGCCUCCAGGCAGAGGGCAAAGAGCCGUUGAAGAAAGAGCUUCUGCUCGAGCUCCGGGAAGGGCUGACCUUCCUCCUGCAGACCAUGUGCAAGGCCGGAAAUGCCCUUGCCAUCCGAUGCCUGCUCGGAGUGGCUGCCGCGGGUGCCCGGCAACAACUGAUGGCGAUGCACUCGCCCUCCGGUGUGAACCAAACUGGCCUCCACUUUGCAGCUGUGCAUGGGCACAAGGAAGUGGUUGACAUGCUCCUGGAGUUAGCACCGGAGCCAAUGCAGCUUUGCCAGGCAGUCAACGCCGAUGGCAUGGCACCACUGCAUUGUGCAGCGAGGGACGGCCACGAGACCACCGCGCGAGCUCUAUUGAAACGAUCUUCGAACGGCUUGGCCUUGCUGCAGAUGCCGCAGAAGAACAGCUCUACACUCCGGCCACUGCACCUCGCCGCAAAACACGGCCACGUGGCUGUCGUGAAGUGCUUCCUCGAGUAUGCACCAAAUCCGACAGCUCUCUGCGUUGAGUCCAACAGUGCGGGCAACACGGCCUUGCAUUUCGCAGCAGCAGGAGGACACACGGUGUGCGUGCAAGCCAUCUUGACCCAUGCCGGGCCCCCGGUUGCCCUGCCAGAUCGAGCCCUCCUGCUGCUGACGGCUGUAAAUAGAUUUGACCGGCAGACUGCCCUUCAUGUCGCGGCUGAUAAAGGGGAGAAUGCAGUCGUCGAGCUGCUCCUGCAGCUGGCGCCGGACAAGGCCGCGCUGCUGGCUAU
Molecule: messenger RNA, 3572 nt
Organism: Symbiodinium sp. CCMP2456
Lineage: Eukaryota; Dinophyceae; Suessiales; Symbiodiniaceae
Source: the annotation of a GenBank genome assembly